AACCGGUAUUUCAGUAGAACUGCCGGCCCGUUUUGUAACAGUCUAGGCCGCUUUAUAGUCAUCUUUAAAAUAACCAAAAAAGAAACCAAAAGUUUGUACAUUUUGUAAACAUAAUGCCUGGAUAUUCCGACAGAGAUCGCGGCAGAGAUAGAGGCUAUGGCGGUGGACCUCCACGGUUCGGUGGCAGUCGAAGUGGAGCCGGAGGUGGGGGAGGAAAAUUCGGUAAUCCCGGUGACCGGCUGCGGAAAAAACACUGGAACCUGGACGAGCUCCCGAAGUUUGAGAAGAACUUCUACCAGCAGCAUGCCGACGUCUCUCACAGGUCACCGCAAGAGGUUGAACAAUACAGGAGGACCAGAACAAUUACAGUGAAAGGAAGAGACUGUCCAAACCCUAUUACAAAGUUUCAUGAAGCCAGCUUCCCCACUUACGUAAUGGAAGUGAUCAACAAACAGAACUGGACUGAACCAACACCCAUCCAGGCGCAGGGUUGGCCGUUGGCUCUUGGAGGCAAGGACAUGGUCGGCAUCGCUCAGACUGGCUCUGGCAAGACCCUAGCUUAUCUCCUGCCUGCAAUUGUUCACAUCAACCACCAGCCUUUCUUGGAACGUGGAGAUGGUCCCAUCUGUUUAGUGCUAGCCCCGACUCGUGAGCUGGCCCAGCAGGUGCAGCAGGUGGCUGCAGAGUAUGGCAGAGCUUCUCGCCUGAAAUCAACCUGUAUCUAUGGAGGAGCGCCGAAAGGACCUCAGCUUCGUGACCUGGAAAGAGGUGUGGAGAUCUGCAUUGCCACUCCAGGCAGGCUCAUCGACUUCCUCGAGGCAGGAAAAACAAACCUCCGCAGGUGUACCUACCUGGUGCUGGAUGAGGCUGACAGAAUGUUGGACAUGGGCUUUGAGCCACAGAUUAGGAAAAUUGUUGACCAAAUCAGGCCUGACAGACAGACUCUGAUGUGGAGUGCCACGUGGCCUAAAGAGAUUCGCCAGCUGGCAAACGACUUCCUGAAGGACUAUGUGCAGAUUAACGUUGGUGCCCUUCAGCUCUGUGCCAACCAUAACAUCCGCCAGAUUGUGGAUGUUUGCCGUAACGAAGAUAAGGAGAAGAAGCUCGUCCAUCUGCUACAAGACAUCAUGAGUGAGGAGGAAAACAAGACCAUCAUCUUUGUCGCGACAAAGAUGCAAUGUGAUUAUCUUACCCGUAGAAUUAAGAAAGAAGGGUGGAUUGCUCUGGGACUCCACGGUGAUAAAAGACAAAACGAACGAGACCGCGUUCUUAAUAAGUUCAAAACUGGCGAGGCCCCAAUUCUGAUUGCUACAGAUGUUGCAUCCAGAGGUUUAG
Messenger RNA from Austrofundulus limnaeus, 1335 nucleotides. RefSeq names its product probable ATP-dependent RNA helicase DDX5. Gene Ontology annotation, molecular function: nucleic acid binding; RNA helicase activity; ATP binding. The record is from RefSeq and is a predicted model, not a curated record. Lineage: Eukaryota; Metazoa; Chordata; Actinopteri; Cyprinodontiformes; Rivulidae.